UCCUCACCAACUUCGCUCCUCCCUUUCCGGGCCCCACAUGCUCUGCCAGAAAGGCCUAGGUGACUCUGAGCAGCCUGUGUCUCCGAGAUCUCUGGUGUCUGGAGGUUCUCCAGCGAACACUGAGUCCCCAAGGAAGACAAAAAUGAUCUCAGUGACCUUUGAGGAUGUGGCUGUGAACUUCACCAAGGAGGAGUGGGCUUUGCUGGAUCCUUCCCAGAAGAACCUUUACAGAGAUGUGAUGCUGGAAGUCCUCAGAAACCUGGCUUCUAUAGGAAAGAAAUGGGAAGACAAGACCACUGAAGACCCUAAUGAAAACUCUGGGAGCAAUGUAAGGCAGAUCACAUCAUACUCUGGACACAAAUACUACAAGCAUGAGGAAUGUGAAGAGAAGCCAUGUGAAUUUAAACAAUGUAAGAAUGCUCUGGUUUCUCCCCAAAAUAUUCACACACAAAUGUUAAUACAAACUGGAGAUGGACUUUAUGAAUCUACAGUACAUGGGAAAGUCAUCAGUCACUCCAGUGACAUUCAAAGGCAUGGAGAUACUCAUACUGGGUGGCAACCCUAUAUAUAUCAGCAAUGUGGUGAAGCCUCUUCUUAUCCCACCAGUGUUCCAAGACACAUGACAACACACAGUGGAGAUAAACAUUUUCAAUGGGACAUAUGUGGGAAAGCCUUUGAUUUCUCCUCUUUAUUUAGAAGACAUGAAGGAACUCAUUGUGGAGAGAAACUCCAUGAAUGUAAACGAGGUGGUCAGACCUGUAUUUCAUACACAAGUCUUCAAAGGCACAGGAUCACACACAUGGGGAAGGAAGGUUUAAAUUGUAAGGUAUGUGGGAAAGACUUUGCUUAUCCCAGUUUACUUAGAGUACAUCAGAGAAGGCAUACUGGAGAGAAGCCCUAUGAAUGUAAGCAGUGUGGCAAAGCCUUUGCUACAUCUCAUAAGCUUCAUAUACAUGGAAGAAUACAUACCGGAGAAAAGCCCUAUGAAUGUCAACAGUGUGGAAAAGCCUUUACUACUGCCUCCUACCUUCAGAUACAUGAACGAACUCAUACUGGAGAGAAGCCCUAUGAAUGUAAGCAGUGUGGGAAAGCCUUCGCUCAGUCCUCUCACCUUCACUCACAUGAAAAAACUCAUACUGGAGAGAAGCCCUAUGCAUGUAAGCAGUGUGGCAAAGCCUUUGCUACAUCCACUAAGCUUCAUAUACAUGGAAGAAUACAUACCGGAGAAAAGCCCUAUGAAUGUCAACAGUGUGGCAAAGCCUUUACUACAUCCAGUUACCUUCAGAUUCAUGGAAGAAUGCACACUGGAGAGAAGCCCAAUGAAUGUAAGCAGUGUGGCAAAGCCUUUGCUACAUCCUCUACGCUUCACAGACAUGGAAGAAUACAUACCAGAGAAAAGCGCUAUGAAUAACAACAAUGUGGAAAAGCUUUUGCCACAUCCUGUCUGCUUCAUACAAGUGAAAGAACAGAUACUGCAGAGAAAUAGUAUGCAUGUAAACAAUUGGUAAACUUUUCUGUUAUUACUGUUUCACUCAUAUACAUGUAGGACGUUACUGGAGAAAAAUCCUUUGAAUGUAAAAAUGGUAAAUCAAAAACUUUUCAGAAAAGCAAUUUUCCCUCAGGAGAGCACCGAACUUAGCAACAUAUCCCAUGAAUCACCUUCAUAAUUCUUUAUAUUUACUUAUGAUUUCUAGGAUUGCAAAAAUAUUUUUUGUUUAUCUUUCUAUCGUCGAAAAAUUCCCAGAUCUUAUGAGUUUGACAUCACAACUUCUUCUUCUGUCUAAUUCCCUUACUUUCUACAAUUCAACCCACAACACUCUGAAAUCCUAAGUGCACUUAACUUCUGGAGAGAAAUUCCAAACUCACUAAAUUUCUAAAAUUGACACUGAAGUUCAAGUACAGGACACCACUUGUCCCGACAUAGGACUAAACCAGCCAGAGUCACUCCAGGUGAACUGGGCUGCAUGACAUUGUCACACAGAGACAGAGAAAUGUCUUUUUCUUUGGUUCUGUGAUGGCUCCCUCACCCAGCUCCCCUAAAGGAGGCAAGGCAGGUAAGAAUGAGAGAGAGCAGGCCUGGAGCCCCACUUUAUGGGGGAGAAGCCACUCAAAUGAGGAUAGGGUCAAGAUUCAGGGGGUGGAGUCUUCCUGAUGUCUGCUGCCAGUAGGUUGACAUCCUGGAAGGCCACGCCCAUCUCAUGUGCUGUGUGGGGAUCAAGGGCAGAGCAAAGGAAGGGGACACACAAGGGGAGGUUCCAUGGAACAUUCUAUCCCAAAAGGGCACAGAGUAGGAUUCCAAAGGAACAGGAGGGUGUAACUCGACCCCACUGGCGGACUCCUACUCCUGGAGCCACACCUCAUUAUCUGAAUGGGGGUGAGGCCCAAUGUGUUGUGGGGCACAGCAGCUGUUCCAUACUCCCCUACACAGGACUUAUAGUGACUCCCGACAGCAGAAUUCACAGCUCAGAUUGGACUCCGGGGCCAGCUGCCCAGCGUGUGGUGGUCAGAGCACCCCAGGGGGCUGUCUCCUGCGCAGUCAGCACAAAGGCAAUCGCUUCUCUUGGGUAAAGCUGUGGGACGAACGUGAGGCAGUCAGUGUCCGGGUCCAGCAGUGCUCACAGGGUCCCACUGUCCCAUGGUCUACAGAAGCAAAAAUUGCUUCUUCCCCUCUCCCCGUCCAAGCUCUGGGGUGGGCACGUCACAGGCUUUAAGUGGGUGUUAUUUGAAGUUGUCCCACUCAGAGUCUGAGCCAUGACCUAAUGGAGCACAGCUCCACGACCAUGGUUUACAUCAUGAGUUGGUAAUUGUGACGUUUUGGCAAAAAUAAUGGUGAAUGUGUUGUCACAGAAAUUGUCUCAUUUCUGUGUUCUUUUUAGCUUGAUUUCAUGGGAGGUUUUUACAUAUUUCAUCUGACAAGGGAGCAAUCUGGAUGCUGGGUGAAGAGGGUGAGGGGCUCCCUAGGGUUGAGGACCCAGGAUGCUCCUGUGGGCACAUCCCUGCAUCCUCCAGGGGAAGUUCGAUGCACAGGGUGCCUUUUGUCUGGGGUGUCUCUGGGUCACGUCCUCUCCACU
Marmota monax (woodchuck) is the source of this 3071-nucleotide messenger RNA. Its product is annotated as zinc finger protein 433-like. The record is from RefSeq and is a predicted model, not a curated record. Lineage: Eukaryota; Metazoa; Chordata; Mammalia; Rodentia; Sciuridae. Gene Ontology annotation, biological process: regulation of transcription by RNA polymerase II. The transcript has 4 exons. Gene Ontology annotation, molecular function: RNA polymerase II cis-regulatory region sequence-specific DNA binding; DNA-binding transcription factor activity, RNA polymerase II-specific. The coding region runs from base 38 to 1411 and encodes 457 amino acids.